This is a messenger RNA of Pyrus x bretschneideri (Chinese white pear), 667 nucleotides long. Its product is annotated as ethylene-responsive transcription factor ERF096-like. Gene Ontology annotation, molecular function: DNA-binding transcription factor activity; DNA binding. The transcript has a single exon. Bases 1 to 453 code for a protein of 150 amino acids. Lineage: Eukaryota; Viridiplantae; Streptophyta; Magnoliopsida; Rosales; Rosaceae. The record is from RefSeq and is a predicted model, not a curated record. Gene Ontology annotation, biological process: ethylene-activated signaling pathway; regulation of DNA-templated transcription.
AUGGAAAGAGGCGGCAAAGAUAAAGAAGAGGGACAGAAAGAUAUAAAGUAUAGAGGUGUGAGAACAAGGCCGUGGGGGAAAUUCGCAGCCGAAAUACGUGAUUCGACGAGGCAGGGAGCUCGGUUGUGGCUUGGCACCUUCAACACUGCUGAAGAAGCUGCAAGGGCUUAUGAUAGAGCUGCUUUUUCCAUGAGGGGUCCUCUUGCAAUCCUCAAUUUUCCAAGUGAAUAUGAUUUGAAAGAUGCUGGUCAGUCUGCUGCUGCUGCUACUACUUCCUCGUCAACUUCUUCGUCUUCAUCUUCUUUGUCGUCGUCGUCGAGACCCCAUAAUGUGACCAGGACGGAAUCCGGAAGAGAAAUCUUCGAGUUUGAGUGUUUAGAUGAUAGUGUUUUAGAGGACCUUCUUGAUUUUGACGAUCGUACCAAAACUAAUGAAGAAAAACAAAUUAAGUAGCAUUCUUUAGUAUUCUGGUUCUGUAAAUUUAAGCACCCAAAUGGUUCCACACUCCACUAUUACAAUGUGCCUUGAGAUUUUCUCAGUUGUUCCAUAAACAAUGCAAAUGUAACCCGAGUUUCUUUGUUCCGGCGGCGGUGUGGGUUUUGAGUCGUUUAGAUGAAUGAUAUAAUGAAAGACUGCUUCCGUGUGAGUACUAAGAAAAGAAGAUGAC